Messenger RNA from Conger conger (European conger), 3208 nucleotides. Its product is annotated as polypyrimidine tract-binding protein 2-like. Gene Ontology annotation, cellular component: nucleus. Gene Ontology annotation, molecular function: mRNA binding. Lineage: Eukaryota; Metazoa; Chordata; Actinopteri; Anguilliformes; Congridae. The transcript is spliced from 14 exons. The record is from RefSeq and is a predicted model, not a curated record. The coding region runs from base 90 to 1724 and encodes 544 amino acids. Gene Ontology annotation, biological process: mRNA processing; regulation of RNA splicing.
CUUCGACCACCAUUUUGUCGUCUUGCGUGGUGCUGGCAUAGGUGCGGUGAAGCAAGUGAGAACACAACGUAGACAUAGCUUCUCCGGCAAUGGACGGCAUUGUCAGUGAUGUUGCAGUUGGCGUAAAGAGAAGCUCAGAUGAGCUGCUGUCCGGCAGUUUGUACAACAGUCCAAAUUCUGUCACGGCCAAUGGAAAUGACAGCAAAAAGCUAAGGGUGGACGACAGGAUGGACAGCCCCCCGUCUCGAGUGCUCCACAUCCGCAAGCUUCCCAGCGAGGUGUCGGAGACGGAGGUCAUCGCCCUGGGCCUUCCCUUCGGGAAAGUCACCAACAUCCUGAUGCUGAAAGGGAAGAACCAGGCCUUCUUGGAGCUUGGAACAGAGGAGGCGGCCGUUACCAUGGUGAACUAUUACACGGCAGUGACGCCUCACGUUCGCAACGUUCCUGUGUUCAUCCAGUACUCCAAUCACAAAGAACUCAAGACAGACAAUGCCCUCAACCAGCGUGCCCAGGCUGUGCUCCAGGCAGUUUCAGCUGUGCAGUCUGGAGGCACACCCACUUCAGGGUCGACGGCGAGUGAGAGCGCACUCACCCCGGCUCCCAGCCCCGUGCUCAGAAUCAUCAUCGACAACAUGUUCUACCCCGUCACCCUCGACGUUCUGCAGCAGAUUUUUUCAAAGUUUGGCACCGUCAUGAAGAUCAUCACAUUCACAAAGAACAAUCAGUUUCAAGCAUUGCUGCAGUUCAGCGAUCCCGUCAACGCCCAGCAAGCCAAACUCUCCUUGGACGGUCAAAACAUCUACAACGCCUGCUGCACGUUGCGCAUCGACUUCUCCAAGCUGAUCAACCUGAACGUGAAGUACAACAACGACAAGAGCCGGGACUACACCAGGCCGGAGCUGCCGGCCGGAGACGGCCAGCCUGCCAUCGACCCGUCGGUCGCUGCCGCGCUCAGCAAGGACUCCUCGUCACUGCUGGGUACCCCUUCCGGAAUGGUGGCUUCCUACUCUAGUGGUGGAGGGUUUCCUUCUUCUCUUGGGUUUGGACAGGGAGGAGGGGCGCUGAGUCCGUUAAGUGCGGCAGCGGCGGCCGCGGCGGCCGCGGGGAGAGUGGCGCUGUCCGGACACUCGGGCACCAGCGGCGUGCUCCUCGUCAGCAACCUGAACGAAGAGAUGGUUACGCCCCAAAGUCUGUUUACCCUCUUCGGGGUUUACGGUGAUGCUCAGCGUGUGAAGAUACUGUACAAUAAGAAAGACAGUGCACUCAUACAGAUGGCAGAUGGGAAUCAAGCUAAGCUCGCCAUGAGCCACCUGAACGGGCAGAAGAUGUACGGGAAGAUAAUCCGGGUGACCCUGUCCAAACACCAGACGGUACAGCUGCCCAGGGAAGGCCUGGACGACCAGGGGCUCACCAAGGACUUCACCAACUCGCCGCUCCACCGCUUCAAAAAGCCCGGCUCCAAGAACUUCCAGAACAUCUUCCCUCCCUCUGCCACCCUCCACCUGUCAAACAUCCCACAAGAUGUUACUGAAGAGGACCUCCGAUUACUCUUCUCCAAUUCUGGUGGCACUGUGAAAGCCUUCAAAUUCUUCCAAGAUCACAAAAUGGCGCUCCUGCAGAUGUCGACCGUUGAAGAAGCCAUCCAGGCCCUGAUUGACCUCCACAAUUACAACAUGGGGGAAAACCAUUACCUGAGGGUGUCCUUCUCGAAGUCAACCAUCUGAAUCGCACUUGACGGAAUGACCAACACCUUCACGCUCGCGUUUGUCGCUAACCUGUCGACUGUUUCCACACACUGGGGACCACAGUUUGACAUUUUAAUUUCUUUUUUUUCUUUUUUAUCAGUCAUUCCUCAAGGAAAAUGUAAUCGAUUAUCGGAAAACAAAUAUGCCAGAAAAAAGAUGCUGAAGUCUGCUUUGGAGGCGUCCCCUUAUUUGUACAUUAGGCAGGCCGUCAACUGUCCAUUUUUUCACACCAAGGAAGCAACCUUUUUUUUUUUUGUUAGAUUGAAUUGAAAAGCAAUGUGCCUUACUUCACAAAAUAGCGUCGACACAUUACAUCUGUACGUUUGCGUAUAUGUGGGUAGUUUAGGCACAUUCAUUCUAUUAAUGUAAGUAGAUGUAUAAAUGUUAGAAUUAUUUUCUUCAUGCUUACGUGUACAGUUUGUGUUUUGCUGUAGAAGUGUAGAUAUUAAUAGCUCAUUGAUUUAUUCAAUUCUGCACAUUGGGUUUUUUCUUUCUGCCAUUUUUACCCUGGUUUAUGAAUUCAUUGCCCAAGAUCGGGAAAGACAUGAGGAGUGUUUUUUGUUUUGUUGUUUUUUUUUUUGCACGAAGGAAUCGCAUUUCUCUGUUUACUUGCUUUAUCCAGACAACCAAAGAUAAAGCUUGUUCUAAUUGAAAUUUAUUUGAAAAUUGAAGUUAAACAUCAUUAACCUUUUUUUCUGUUUCAAUGCCACAAAGUUUAGGAGUUUAGUGUAAGUGUUUCACACAUCAUCCGGACAUGCUUUAUAGAUGUCAAUCGACCUUAAUUGCAUACGUGCAAUUUUUGCCAUUUAUUUUUGUUUGUCUAUGGAUUGACAGUGGCUGCAAAGUUUUGAGCAUGUGCUGACAGGUCUAGUUAGUUCCGGAACAAACCACUGUUGCAUGCAUUAUACAGAGCUAAUGGAAGUGAGUUGAGCAUUGCAUUCUGGCUAAGGUAAAGUCAUCAUCUUGCUGUCAACUGAAGAGGACUACCUGUUGGGACCAAAGUUUAUGUGCCUUUAGUCUUAAUUUACAUUGCAUUAUAUAAUUCAGUUUUAUUGAACCUCUGGGAAAUAAAUUUUGUAUUUAAAAUAAAAAAAUAGGGAAGAGUACGGACUGUGAGUCUUGGAACGGGAUUCUUUAUCGCCAAGAGUUUCGCCAUAACCUCAACCUGUAUCCACCAUUACUUAAAGAAUCUCCUCUCCUCUCUCAAAACGGUGAAAAAUAAAAAAUGAAAUGAAAAGAAAAGAAUUCUGUGGUUUAUGUUGGGGACAAAAAAUGUUUUCUACAUCAAUUGAGUUUUUACAUCUUUAGAACUGUAAAAUUCAGCAUAGUUUGGAAGCAGAACAAUUAAAAGUACAUUUUUCUAACAAGCGGGGAGGUUUGACGGUCUUGUUUGUUUUUUCUCUCUUGCUUGUACGCUGCUUUACCUCUGUAGCAUGCUCAAUAAACACUUCUCUAGCUCUGUA